UUGUGGAGAGAGAGAGAGAGAGAGAGAGUCAUAAGUGUUGUCCACAUUACCCCUUUUUUUUCUAGCGUGCUUGUGGAAUUUUCGCAAAGGCAAAGGCAGAGGCAAAGGCAAAGGCAAAUGCAAUGGAGGUAGAGGGGGCGAAGGGGGCGAAGGGGGCACAGUAAUAGACUCGGAACCUACGACGGACCAGGGACUGUUCUCGUUCUAAUAGAGGAAAAAAGUUCCUUGAAAGUCGGCUCUUCGUUGUCGUCAACAGAGAGGGGGAAGUUGCACAAAAGAAAAGAAAAGAAAAGAAGGAGACAGGGGACUUGAGAAGUGCGCGAAGAAGGAGAGGCGCUCUUCAUUCUUCACACAUCCGAUCUCUUCAGUUGUCCCAAUCAAGUGCCGAAUCAUCAAUCGACUCGGUGGAAUUCGUUGAAGUGGCGGGAAGUCGUAGACGAGAUCUGGAAUCUCAUAAUCCAACGAUUACCACCAAUCAAGCAACUAAUCAAGCGAUCAAUCGCGCUCAAUCCAUCCAUCCAUCCAUCCAUCAAUCAAUCAGUCAAGCGAGAGCAGGAGACGGGUGAUUGAGUGGAUUGCAGAGCAGAGCAAAGAGGGAAAGGGAAGAGAAAGCGGAGCGAAGCAAAAUGGCGGCUAUAGCCAUGGGCAUGGUGGUGGUCUGUGGAGCUGACACGUCAUCGUCUCCGUUGUCACGCGUCACCUCCUCGUCGUCAUUCUCCACUAGAUCCGCGUCCCACUCUCCCUCAUUAAGUCUCGGUCGGGACCGGUAUCGCGAUAGCGGCGACUUCUCCUCGUCGUCGUCAUCAUCAUCAUCAUCAUCAUCGUCAUCAUUAUCAUCGUCAUCAUCAUCACCAUCAACCUCGUCGUACUUCUGCUGGUCGUUGCGUAGACCGACGCAGAAAUCGUCAUCGUCAUCGCCAUCGCCAUCGUCAUCGUCAUCGCCAUCGCCAUCGCCGAAGGUGACGAGGAAGACGAACAUGAAAACGAGGAGGAAGGCAAUGGCGCCAUAUCCAGGAGCUUCUCUCCUAUCGGGCAUGCUGUUGAUGCUGCUGGUCGUGUUGACGUCAUUGCUGGUCUUCCACCCUACUCCAGUUAUGGGAGUAAGGACUGGCCCAAUGGUUACCUUGGUUUCGCUCUCCGACACCAAACACCACAUCAGCGAUCCGCAGGCAGAGAUGAUAAAAAAGAGUUUUCUCAAGGACGUCGAUGAUAUGGAUGCUGAGCAAGAGGAAGAGGAGCUGGGGGGAUUGCAUCGAUCGAUUGCAGUGACAGCCCUGCGGAUGAAAGACGAGCAUCUAUUGGAAGAAGAGGAAGAUGAUCCCCAGUUCACAGCAGCCGCACAAUGGCUAAGAGCAUGGGCGCAGAAGCAGGCUCGCAAACAAUAGGCGAAUAGGCCGGUGAGAAAAGCCGUCUUGAAGGUCAAUCCGGUCGUGCUAGAUCUUUUCGCUAUCUGGUGAUGGUAGCGACGGUUGCAUCUGAUCUGAAAAAUGCAGAAAAGGACUCGAGUCUUGACUGUGUUCACCAGCAACUGGCAACGAGAGUGUUGUUUGAGCGUUCAAAAUGCGCGUGAGUGGAGUGGGAGGAACGCACAGGAGAGUGAGUGGGAAGAGGAGAGAAAAGCGCACAGGAGAGUGAGUGGAAAGUGGAGAGAACAGAGGCGUAGGAGUGGGUAUGAUGGAGUCUAUGGACUCUACCGUUGUUUGGAGGUGCGACAAUCACAAAUCUCGAGACAAGCCGACCGCAAACGAUCGCUCCGUGCAAGAACGAGCACGAUGUUUGCCGACACACAGCAAAGGAGAGAUCAUGGGUGGAGGAAGGUUUUGCAGUUGUGUUCCGUACCGGCAUAGUAAGGCUGGAGGAGUCUGUGAGCUCUCCCCUCCCGUAUGUGGGAGGAGAACACUCAGGACAGGAUCGGCGCAGACAGGUGUAUGUUGUAUAUGCCUGUACACAAAGGUGAGAGAGGCCUAACUUAACUUAUCUUACUUAAACUUUUUGGGCUUUCGUUCUGGUUUACGAUAUGCAGCUUACACUCGGUGGAAGGUGGUGUGGUCUUAGAUCUGCCAACCCUGUGCAAAGGGAGAGGGGAGAGAGAGAUUGCAAGCUAUUUUUAGCCACUAGGAAUGCGCGGAAGCCAAGUCAAGCAGACUAUGUUCAUCCUCAUAUUUAUGGCACCGGACGGGAAAAGCGUGGGCGCCGUAAUUUUGAGCGCGGAGGUCCUUUCUUGCAGUGUUCAUUGAAGGUGACGACAGCUGUCAGUGGACAUGGGUGCCUGUCGCCAAUGAAAAAAAGGCCAGACCAGUGGACCUGGGACGUAUCCACACGUUCAAGACGACAACGACGGUAGCCGGGGGCCAUUUCUGCGAUUGCACGGAGCCGAGGAUGAAACCAGGGAACAACCUGGAGCAGAGCGGGGUAAGUCGCUGUUGCAAACGCAUGAGUUCGAUUGUGACUCAGGCCUGCCAGGGGAGGGUGAUGAGCUAUGCACUCCGCGUGCUAUUAGUGUCCACACCCUGAUUGAAUGUGUGUGUAGCGGACGAAAGUUUGAGGAUCAUUCUUUAACAGGAGGCCAUCCAAUCCAAAUUGAGAACAGGACACGUGUCAAUCUGCUUGGAAGAGAGAGAGAGUGUACAGUAUUUAGGCGAAGGAGCGUUGCUUCCUUUGGGCUCAGAUUGAGCUGAAGGGUCGGUGCUGGAAGAGCAGUGUAGUAUAUACGGUUCUUGGAGGAGGAGCUUUCCAUCUUGAGAGAGAGAGAGAGAGAGAGAGAGAGAGAGAGAGAGAGAGAGAGAGAGAGAGAGAGAGAGAGAGAGAGAGAGAGAGAGAGAGAGCUUGUCUUUAACAUUACUACCGUCUUCACCGGAAUAGAACGCCCGGUCAUUAUCGCUGCAUCUGGACUGAAACUUGUGCUAAAUACAGCUAUAAUGACCAGGCGUUCUAUUCGGGUGAAGACGGUAGGAUAUCGGGGAAGGUCUGAGGCGUCCUGUGCAGAGCAGAUUGAAUUUGUGAUGCUUGAUCAGAGAGAGAGAGAGAGAGAGAGAGAGAGAGAGAGAGAGAGAGAGAGAGAGAGAGAGAUUUGUGUAACAUAAUAGCAUGUGAGGGGAGGAGAGAUGUGAAGUCCGGCAUGCUUUGAGGACUGUUGCAUUGUAUGUACGAUUGAUUUUGACAUAACAUGAUUUCAUCUGUAGGGACUCGGGAGAGAAUAUAGGAAAGGCCGAUAGGUCUCAUCUUGUACAAUACCGGAGGUGAGCAGUAUUGGUUAGUCGGAGUUAGUCUGUUUGUUGUUGGAGUUUGCCGAGCAGUAUAGCACUUUAUUGUUUUGAGGACUGUAGAAAAAGGACCGCAAAAGGGCCUGACGCCGCUGACGGUGAAGGUAUGAAUAGAAGAGGAGGAAAUGUUUCUGCGAAUAUGUGUUUGCUCCUGAGCUAGAAGCAAUAGGGGAGAGACUCCAUGUUUGGUGGGCACAGGAUUAGGUAAUUUAACUCCGAGUGGCUGCAUUCGAAGUCAUGGGCGUGUACUCACAAGGAACAUGUGUUUGCAUGUAAGAGGGAGAGGGAGAGGGAUGCGAAGAGUCUGUCUAUGGUCCCUGGCUUGUCUACUGCCUUGCUCCACCCCUGGCUGCAAUCAGAGCUAUGGGCACACUCACCAGGACUGUGUGUCUGCAUGUAAGAGAGAGAGAGAGAGAGAGAGAGAGAGAGAGAGAGAGAGAGAGAGAGAGAGAGAGAGAGAGAGAGAGAGGCAGAGGGAGAGGCAGGCAAAGAGCGUCUAUUGUCACUGGCUUGUUGUAUGGGCGUUCUUACCAGGAAUGUGUGUUUGUGGGUCGGAGAGAGAGAGGGGGAGAGGGAGAGGGAGAGAGAGCCAAAGGGAGCCUAUGGCUUGAGAGGGUGGCGGAUUCGUAGAUUGCUGGAUUUCGGUCAGCUUUUGUUUUUUGUUAAUUGCUGUUCUCUGAUCGCAUCGUGGCCCCUCGAGGUUGGUCUUCUCUGACUGUUCACCCACUCUGAAUUGGGUUUUCAAGAAACACGACUAAGACGAGAUCCAUAAGGUUUGCCUGUUCAGGAAGACGUUUAUAGAAGUACAUUGGCCACCCGAUGCGGUCAUAAGGGCGUCAUUCAGAUUGUCUUCUUUGCAGAGGGCUGAGAGGUUGUGUGAACUCAUGUGAAAGAAAGCAGGGUUGCUUGCAUGACUCAGUUUUCGAAGCCAAUCCGGAAAGAUGGAAAUAUAUUCCCAUUGAACGAUUUCCAAAUUGGAAAUUCGGAAUCUUCUCUUUGCGCUAUGGAUCCUUCUACCACGUAUGGAGAAUUGCAGCGCAGUCGCUCUUCUGAUCUUAUCCCUCCUUAGUUUUACGGUGUGCCGUAUGCUGUCACAGGAGGAAGCUGAGAAAUGUCAGUGCUUCUGCCGGAAAUCCAAUGUCUUGGUGUGUUCAUACCCAGGCUAGGUUAGGGGAGAGGAGGAGUAGACGGGGGAGAGGAGGAGGAGGAGUAGAUGGUGUCCAAGAGCUUGCUCCCAAGCUGAAGUGGAAUCCUUAGAAGAGCGCCUAUUGGUCGGCGAAUAGUUUCAUCUCGCACAAGCUUGCUGUCAGGUCAACCACCAAGUUUGGGAGAUGAUCACACAGGGAGUGAGGGGUGUGUCUGUGUGUGGGGGGGGCGGGGGGGGAGGGGAGGGAUGCUCAUUUACGUCUCAGGUUGCUGCCUUCUGUUUGAUCCCAGAAGCAGUUUUUUCCCAUGUGUGAAAAGUGUGCAAGGCGACCUUGGGGCGACUGCCAAGGAAAAGUGGGUUGGGUGAAAACCGGAAGUUAUCGCAUCGCUGUCCGUGGUUCCCUUGUUGGAGUUGUGCAAGGAAAAGCGGGUUGGGCGAUCGCCCUUGAGGCAGGAAUAUUUCCAUGUUCCUUGCGAACGUGGGAGAAGUUGCAUGUGUGAAUUGUUUUGUAGGUCUCUCUUGUGGGAUGUCCGGACGGCGGACGCAGUGAAGUGUGUGUGUGGCGCCUGCUUCGCGUCUUGAUGGAAUCUGUCCUCUGUGCUGUCCUCGAAGAAGGUCCAUCAUCUUGCCGACUUUGACACGGAGAGAAGCUUCAUGUUUGAAAUGCACAGACAGAGGUUGAAAUUCCGAUCCCAGGACCUUUGGAUCAAAGAGGAUGCAGAUCCUGCUCGACAGCACUGUGUUUAAGAAGUCCACCAGUGAAUUGAAUUCCUUUCGGAAGGAGUGAGUUGUCUUUUCUUUUCAAUCCUCUGCGCAAUUUUACGUUUGAGAGGUGAUGAAGGCCGCAUCGGCGGGAAGAGUUUGGAUGACAAGUGUGUGCCCGUGCUCGUUGCCAUUGCACAAAGCGGAUGGAUGGGUGACCUUGUGUAACGUAUGUCCCAUUGGAAGGAGUUCCGUUGGAACUUGGAACUUGGAACCAUCUCUUGGAACUUUGGAACUUGGAACCAUCUCUUGGAACUUUGGAACUUGGGACUUGGAACUUGGAACUUGGAACCAUCUCUUGGAACUUGGGACAUGGAACUUGGAACUUCCAUCUCCAGUUCCUUGUUGUAAUGUCAGAAUAUGUAUUGGGCGUCGAACUUGGGACUUGGAGACCGUCUCCUGUGGAUGCUUUUUUGCAGCAAAAGGUAAUCCCUAUCUAAGGGGACUGUAGGGGGCCAUCAUCAGUUAUCAGUCAGGCAUAUCCCUGUGGCAUGUUUUUUUGGGUAGUCUCAUGCAUGCCCACGACUGUGGCAUUGUACUAUACCCAGAAUUGUGACUUUGGCCAGUGCAUAUCUUCUGGCAUGUUCUUUUGGGUAGUCUCAUGCACGACCGCGACUGUGGCAUUGUACUCUGCUCUGCCCAGGAUCGGAACUUUGCCCAGCGCCUUGCGAUUCGAUCCUCCGCCGGAGGAGGAGCAAUCACAAAUUCAAUGGCAUGAUCGUUUUGAUGGGUCAGACUUUGUAGGAAUCGCGAUGAGAGAGACAUAACUUUCAAAUUAGUGUUCGAGUGUCAAGGAGGACAGACUUGCUUCGAUCUUCAAAGUCGAUGACAGGAGUUGCUCGUGCGCAGAAGUCGCUAUACCAUGAUGCGUGGUGCUUUUCUCUAGUCUGUGUUGUUGGAUCGCGGCAGUUUUGAUGUCGGUCGAUUGUACAGAAGUAGGGUUCCAUAGCUAGUUAGAGUCCCAUGUCUGCAAACCAACAUUGGUGCGACUGGGUGCAGAACAAUGGUGGUCCAGUGGACGGUUAAACCAUUCUGUCCUUGGUGCGGCGCCAGUAAACUAUGGUUUACUGGAUGGUAAACCACGGUUUACUGUGGGUAAAAACCAAGGUUUACAGGAUAGGAGUCUGAAGGGGGCAGUAAACCAGGCAGUUAUGGAGAUGAUUUCUGGCUCCUGGUUUGUCUGGAAGAGAGGCCAGGGAACAGAGGAGAAGAGGAGCAGUCAGGACUCAGGAGAGUUGAGGAGACAGAGCAGAGGUUUUAAACCACCACCAGUACUUGGCCCAGCUAUCGGCCGCGGAAAAAAAGGAGUGGAAACGUUUCUAGUCGGAUGAAUUUGGGCGCUCCUGUAGUGGCCCGUACAUUCCUAAAAUCGCGGCACGUUAACGGGCACGACUCUAGGUAGUACUGGUGGUUUAAGAGAGACUGUUCCGAGUGUUGUUGUGGCCAUGGGACACUGGUGAUGGCAUGGCUGGCCGCCUUCGCCGCCUUUGCUGGCUGGGGCUUUUUUGGGAAUCGAAUCAAGUUGGUCUAUGAAA
This is a messenger RNA of Chara braunii, 6707 nucleotides long. NCBI's taxonomy places the organism in Eukaryota, Viridiplantae, Streptophyta, Charophyceae, Charales, Characeae. The record is from the annotation of a GenBank genome assembly.